GUUUCCUGUGUUAAUGUUGGUACAUGUAAUAUGCUAAUUCUGUACUGUGGAGAUCAUUAAGAGACAUUGUCAGAUGAAAAAAUCUUUCUCUAACACUGUUGACCUUGAACUGGAAGUGUUGGGAGUGGCAUCAAGUGCUGGGCCGGAUGUCCGUGGCAUUUAGGCAAUUGCUGGAUGUUCGGCCCCUCAGCUGUUGGCCAGCAGUAACUGUGGCCCCCGGAGCAAUUUAGUCGAAUAGCCCUCCAUACCCUCCAUCAAUAGCAUUCCAUGAUGAGAAUGUGGAAUGAUAUUUUAAAAGGUUUUACCAAAAUGGCUAAAAUUCAACAUAAUACAAUCUUUUAGGCUAAAUUUUUGAAUUACGGCGGGUGACAGGCAUUCAUUCUAAGAACACCACCCCUGGUUUUCAAUUGCCUCGAAAAUUGAGUCGUUCAUCGAAAAACUCGUCAAGUUGUUAAAUGAUAAACCGGCCUGCCAUACAGUCUGUGUGCUCUUUUGGUUUCCUGAAGCUCCGCCUACUUUCUAUACCGUUAAAACUCAGCGUCAAAUGUAUGUAAAAGAAAAAGUCGUCCGUAGUAGUUGCGGAACAAGCGAUUUAAAAAAGGUGAGAAUUUGAGAGUAGGAGGAAGAAGAAAUUAUUUAGGGUUUUUUAACGGGGCGUGGCUAAUCUAACACACAAACACGCGCACGCAUAACUUUACUGUAGAGAGGGGUUCAUCAGGCACUUCACUCAACGCGACGCUUUUCUUCGAGCGGACGAGCCCUCCUCUGUUUCGACGAAAAAAAAAAAGGAAAUGAGAUGAAGAGGAGGCUACACAAGAAAUACAUUAUUUUGAUUCUGGCAUAUUCGGGUUUGCUCCUGCUAAUCCCGUACGUGUUAGAUUACCGGGAUAAAUCCGCUCAGCGCGCCAGCCCGCCGCAGCAGCAGCCCAGAUGCCCGGACCUGGAGAACACGGCGGCUCUCCUGUGGGAUGACGGCUACAGAGCCAACGGCUCCGACGGCUCGGAGGACCCGGCCAACAACAGGAGCCAGCCCCGGACCCACAUCUACCUGCAUGCCACCUGGAGGACCGGCUCSUCGUUCCUGGGGGAGCUGUUCAACCAACACCCGGACGUCUUCUACCUCUACGAGCCCAUGUGGCACAUAUGGCAGGCGCUGUACCCGGGGGACGCGGGCAGCCUCCAGGGCGCGGUGCGGGACAUGCUGGGCGCGCUGUACCGCUGCGACUUCUCCGUGCUGCGGCUGUACGCGGGCUCGCAGAACAUCAGCACCGCCUUCAUCUUCGGCUGGAAGAUGAACAAGGUGAUCUGCUCCGAGCCGCUGUGCCAGGCGCACCGGCGGCACGAGAUCGGCCUGGUCCGGGAGGAGCAGUGCGCCAAGUGCCAGAAGCGGGACCUGCGGGAGCUGGAGAGGGAGUGCAGGAAGUACCCGGUGAUGGUGAUCAAAGGAGUCCGCGUCCUGGACCUCAGCACCCUGSUGCCGCUGAUGAGAGACCCCGCGUUGAAGCUCCAGAUCGUGCAGCUCUUCAGAGACCCCAGGGCCGUGCACAACUCGCGCCUCAAGUCCAAGCAGGCCCUGGUGAAGGAGAGCAUCCAGGUGCUGCGGAGCAGGAAGCAGAGCGACAAGUACAAGCGGCUGCUGGUGCCGAGCAACAGGCUGAACCGGGCCGAGAGCUACGUGUCCAGCGCCAUGGAGCUGAUCUGCGACAACUGGCUCAGCGACAUGAUGCUGGUGCGGAGCGCGCCCCCCUGGCUCAGGAGGAGCUACCUGCGCCUGCGCUACGAGGACCUGGUCCUGCGUCCCAUGGAGCAGCUGCAGCGGCUCCAGCGCUUCUCCAACCUCUCCUCCGUGCCGGCCCUGGACAGGUUCGCGCUGAACAUGACGCGCGGCCGCGGCUACUCCUCCGAUAAGCCCUUCCUCAUCUCGUCCAGGGACGCCCGGGAGGCCAUCUACGCGUGGCGGGAGCGGCUGAACGUGGAGCAGAUCAACCAGGUGGAGGCCUACUGCAGCGAGGUCAUGAGGCUCCUGGGAUACGAGCGGAGCCGCGUGGAGAAGGCCAGCUGAUGGGGACAGCACCUGGGAGCAGGGUCCUGGUAUUCAGUGCUGAGGGCGAAAGGUGGAAUAACUAAAGGAGCUGCAGGAAUGUGGUCCACGGCCGGCUCUCAUACGUGCCUCUUGGGUUGUUUUUUCUUCAGCGAGCCGGGUCGAUGAACUGGAGAAAACGGUGGAAGAGGAGGGGGUAAAAACCAGUGGAAAGAGCAGCCCGUCACAGAGAUGGGUUUGAGACGAUGAGAAGGGAGCUUGUUUUCACGGCGCUGCCUGUUGGACACCAGCAGAGAGAAGAGAGGGCCGUUCUGGCAGGAGGGUGGGGGCUGGGGGGAUAAAAUAAGGGAAAAGGCUGGUUUUGUGCUGCUGAUACACAGACCAGCCUCUAUCCUUCUGCCCUUUUAGCAGCACUAAUCCCUCCUCAAAUCCCUCACAAAGCGAGGGCCGUAAAAAAGAACCAGAGACGGGUCUCGUCCUUUUCCCGGGGGCGUGAUUUCAGGACGUCAGCAACUUUUCAGUCCAAGCUAAACAGCAAACAAGACAGCAGUCUUGAUUAUUACUGAAACUAAACAGCAGCGGACUGGUUGAACAAUUCAAACACGGAGCUGUGAAAGCAGAAACUAUUWUUCCCAAAAGAAAAGGUCAAACUGAGGAGGCUUUGUUCUACCCUCGCCCCUGGAGGAUCCAGAGCGCCGCAGCGCCCUUUGACCGCUCACUCACGUUGGUGUGAAAUUUUCUAAUAACCCACGAGACUCUCUAAGAGACACACCCCUUAGUGUCUCCUCUUUUUUUUUUUUUUUUUUU
This is a messenger RNA of Austrofundulus limnaeus, 2848 nucleotides long. It is a transcript of the gene chst7, whose product is annotated as carbohydrate (N-acetylglucosamine 6-O) sulfotransferase 7. Gene Ontology annotation, cellular component: Golgi membrane. The record is from RefSeq and is a predicted model, not a curated record. Lineage: Eukaryota; Metazoa; Chordata; Actinopteri; Cyprinodontiformes; Rivulidae. Gene Ontology annotation, molecular function: N-acetylglucosamine 6-O-sulfotransferase activity; chondroitin 6-sulfotransferase activity. Bases 797 to 2062 code for a protein of 421 amino acids. The transcript has 2 exons. Gene Ontology annotation, biological process: carbohydrate metabolic process; N-acetylglucosamine metabolic process.